This is a messenger RNA of Stereum hirsutum FP-91666 SS1, 2704 nucleotides long. Its product is annotated as succinic semialdehyde dehydrogenase. Bases 22 to 1587 code for a protein of 521 amino acids. The transcript has 25 exons. Gene Ontology annotation, biological process: GABA catabolic process. Lineage: Eukaryota; Fungi; Basidiomycota; Agaricomycetes; Russulales; Stereaceae. Gene Ontology annotation, molecular function: succinate-semialdehyde dehydrogenase (NAD+) activity. The record is from RefSeq and is a predicted model, not a curated record.
CUUUCAGCACUUUCUUUCGGGAUGCGGUUCCCAACCUCGACCCAGCUUUUCUCUCUACCCCUACGGUCGACAAAACCACCUUUUCUUCGGGCAAGCCUUGUUUACUCCAGAAUGGCUAGCAGCUCUGCGUUCCAAGCUUUGAAGGACUCGUCCUUGAUAAAAACCCAGGGUUUCAUCGACGGAAAGUGGAUCGAUGCGAAGGAUGGUGGAAAGAUCAUUGUCACUAACCCAUCCACCGAUGAGGAGCUGGGAACGGUUCCAGAAAUGGGAGUUGCUGAGACAAAAGAGGCCAUAGAGGCUGCCUCCAAGGCCUUCAAGUCUUGGGGAAAGACCACAGCCAAGUACCGACAUGACAUCAUGGUCAAGUUCUUCAACCUCAUGACGGAAAAUGCGGAUGAUCUGGCUCGCAUCAUUACGCUUGAGAACGGUAAAGCCUUCGCAGAGGCGAAGGGCGAAAACACAUAUAGCGCGUCCUUCAUCGAGUGGUUCGCUGAGGAGGCUGUUCGAACAUACGGAGAACACAUUCCCUGUGCCUUUCCUGGUGUGCGCAACGUCACAAUUCAACAACCUGUUGGUGUUGUCUCAAUCCUUACUCCCUGGAACUUUCCUUCGGCCAUGAUCACUCGUAAAGUGGGAGCCGCUCUUGCCGCUGGAUGUACGACCGUCAUCAAACCACCGCCGGAGACUCCCUUCUCUGCACUGGCCUUGAUAGAACUGGCCAGGCGCGCAGGUGUCCCGGACGGAGUUAUCAAUGUCGUUACCACGCAAAAGAACGUCAGUGAGGUGGCCAAGGAGAUGUGCGAGAAUAAGAUCGUCAAGAAGGUCUCGUUCACCGGCUCGACUCCCGUCGCUAAACUGUUGACCGGUAUGGCUGCCCAAACACUGAAAAAAGUGUCUAUGGAGGCAGGUGGCAAUGCUCCUUUCAUUGUGUUCGACGACGCGGAUAUCGACCAGGCUAUCGAAGGUGCAAUCGCUUGCAAGUUCCGUGGAACCGGGCAGACCUGCGUUUGCGCGAACCGUAUCUACGUCCAGUCGGGUGUCUACGCCGAAUUUGCCUCUCGUCUCGCUGACCGUGUCGCCCAAUUCAAAGUCGGUGACGGUCUCACCGAUGGAACAACACACGGCCCCCUGAUUCACCACCGCGCCGUCGAAAAGGUCCAAUCUCACAUCAACGACGCCGUCUCAAAGGGUGCCCAAGUCCUCAUCGGCGGCUCCAAACUCCCCCGCCCAGGCUCCUUCUUCGCACCCACAAUCCUCUCCGACGUCCCCUCUACCGCCCUGCUCAACACCGAAGAAACCUUCGGCCCUCUCGCUGCUCUGACGAAGUUCGAGACCGAGGAGGAGGUGAUCAAGUUGGCUAAUGACACGGAUUACGGACUCGCGGGGUACUUCUUCUCGAGGGAUAUCGGGAGGGUGUGGAGGGUUGCGGAGGCGUUGGAGGUGGGCAUGGUGGGUACGAAUACGGGGAUGAUUUCGCAGGCGCAGAUUCCGUUUGGGGGUGUCAAGGAGAGUGGGCUUGGACGUGAGGGCGCCCACGGCAUUUCGGAGUACAUGAACACCAAGUUUAUCGCCUUCGGAGGGUUGUGAUGGUGUAUAAACUCAGACUGCUGAGUCGACCUCACUGGCCGAGAAUGUGUUCACUGCUGUUGUCCUUGCUAAUCUGAAGCACUUAAAUUUGUAUUUGUACAUGUCCUCGCAGAAUAUGUUGAAAUAUAUCCGCUGCUUCUUCUAUCCAAUCCAGAUUGUACAAAAUCAUAAAACCAACACGGGUAUGGACUCCAGAGCAUACACACAAUCACAGGCCCUUGCCUUCCUCGACGAAAGUGUUGAAGAGGGAGCCGAUGCCGCCGCCGAUGGAGACGUUGAUGUUGUCGCCGUGCUUGCAGUAGAGCGGGGGCUUCAACACGAAACCAACGCCCUUUGGUGUGCCGGUCAUGAUUAUGCUGCCCGGCAAGAGCGUCGUUCCUUGGCUGAGGAAGGAGACGGUCUGCUUGACGGUGAAGAGCUGAUUAGAUGUGUUCCCGUCCUGCAUCGUCUUCUCGUUCAAAACGGUCUUGAGGGGCAAGUUCUGAGGAUCACCGAUUGCGUGAGCCGCAACUAUGCAGGGUCCGAUGGGUGUAGUGUCGUCGAAACUCUUCGAAAAACUCCAUUGCGAGACAUUCAUUUGAUGGAAACGGAAAGAAACAUCGUUGCCGACGGUGUAGCCCAGAACAUAGUCAAGCGCCUCGUCCUCUGAGACGUUUUUUGUAGGUUUGCCGAUGACGAUGGUGAGCUCGACUUCAUAGUCUGGCAACUGCUGGUCAACGGGCUGAGCUACCUUCGGAAUGACAAUCUUCGCCUCUGGUCCAAUGAUCGAGGUGGCCGGCUUGUAGAACAAAACGGGAGCAUUUGGCUUUGCCAUCUUCGCCUCGGCGGCAUGGUCUGCGUAGUUAAGUCCUAAACAGCGCACAAUACCGACUUGCUCGCGGGAUAGAGGCGAGAGGAUUUGUUUGACGGUGAGGACGUUCUGCGAGACCUGAGCGGCAGGGUCGAAUACUGAUCCUAGAAUCUCGUACGCCUUGACGGGUUGGCCGUUGUGAAUAGCAAGACCGACAUCGAGCGCCUUGUCGACAGGUUCACCGACGUGAACCUGCGAGGUCUCUGUAGCCACAAAGCGAAUGAAUCGGGUCCAUGGUGUUAUAAUCGGAGACAUGGUGGAAGUAAG